Molecule: messenger RNA, 715 nt
Organism: Kogia breviceps (pygmy sperm whale)
Lineage: Eukaryota; Metazoa; Chordata; Mammalia; Artiodactyla; Physeteridae
Gene: DNAL4
Product: dynein axonemal light chain 4
Biological process (GO): microtubule-based process
Cellular component (GO): dynein complex
Source: RefSeq, a predicted model, not a curated record
GUUGCUAAGACACUCUUGUUUCCCUCCUUGACAACCCUGGCGGGGGUGCGCUCGCUGAGGCCCUGGCUCCGGCCCCCGCGGGAGCAGCACCCCUUGGGGAGAGACAUUUUCUGCUCCCACCAAGCUGGCUGGGCCUGCUUCCUGAAUCUCCUGGGUGUGUCUUAACUACCAGUCCCAGCACCUCCUGAAAGCCCCACUCUCUCCUCCUGGUCACAGAGGAAGGAUCAUGGGAGAAACAGAAGGGAAGAAAGAUGAGGCUGAUUAUAAACGACUGCAGACCUUUCCUCUGGUCAGGCACUCGGACAUGCCAGAGGAGAUGCGAGUGGAGGCCGUGGAGCUGUGUGUCGCGGCCUGUGAGAAAUUCUCCAACAACAACGAGAGUGCCGCCAAGAUGAUCAAAGAGACCAUGGACAAGAAGUUCGGCUCCUCCUGGCACGUGGUGAUCGGCGAAGGCUUCGGCUUUGAGAUCACGCACGAGGUGAAGAACCUCCUCUACCUGUACUUCGGGGGGACCCUGGCUGUGUGCGUCUGGAAGUGCUCCUGACGCUGUCCCCCAGCCCUGCCCCCGUCCCCCGCAGGCCUUUUCCUGCCGUUCCUCUGGGGUGGGGAGCAGCCCCAGGCAGGUCCUGACUUUCCAAAGGAAAGCCGGCCUCUCUUCUGCUGUCCUGUGUACCGUUUCCGGAGCCGCGCCCGGUGUGUGGAUCUGUUGACAUCU